UUGUUGCGACUGCGACUUAGGACGAAGGUGAUCACGGCCGCCGCCACAACGACAAGUCUGGUGAUCAUUCUGGUGCUGUUCAUCUCCGCGCCAACGAUCACCGCCCAGGAGGCACAGGCACCCUUGCUGCCCGUGGCGCCCUACGGAGAAUGCGACGGCGGGAACGGCGGCGACGUGGGCACGGCGGUGCAGAUGAAGCAGAUCCUCAUCCAGGACCUGGUCGGCGUGGCGCCCGGUAAGCCGAGGCUGAACUACUGCAACGGGCUGCUGAUGAACGGGCUGCAGAUGGUCGGGUUCUCCGUAGAAGACGUUUGUCCCGCAGCCACCGCCCAGGACCAGGAGGCGCCCAGGCUGCCAGUGGAGCCCGACUGGGAAUGCAACGGCGGCAACGGCGGCGACGUGGGCACGGCGGUGCAGAUGAAGCAGAUCCUCGUCGAGGACCUGGCCAACGUGGUGCCCGGCCGGCCGAGGAUGAACUACUGCAACGUGUACACGCUGAACGGGCUGCAGAUGUUCGGGUUCGCGGAGUGCACGAUCCACGGCGCCCCCGGCGACGUGCCGGGCUGCCGGCAGUGCUUGUCGGAGGUGGGUGAGCAGCUGACGCAGAACUGCGACGACACGGGUGCGGGUCACGCCUGGGAUGUCGCCGAGAGCGGUUGCUACCUCAAGGUCGGCUUCUCCCGAGACGUUUGUCCCCAAGGUGUGGCGGCGCCGGAGGCCGUCGAGUCGUAA
Messenger RNA from Linum tenue, 732 nucleotides. The record is from the annotation of a GenBank genome assembly. Lineage: Eukaryota; Viridiplantae; Streptophyta; Magnoliopsida; Malpighiales; Linaceae.